GGUGUGAUGCGCAUGCGCAGUGCAGACUACAGGACGCAGCUCGGGUGGGAAGUGACAGCAGGGUAAUCAGACGAAAUUAAAACGUUUUCUGUUUUAAUUAACCCAGUAUCAUUAGACGAAAUCUGACCACUCGAAUACUUUCUCUACCUCAGGAAUAUUUACAUCGAAUGUGAUUUUGAUGGUGUAAAACCUCAUCAUAUUUAGGAUCCAUGUCUUUUUUGCGUUGGGUGUCGGAGAAACUGAGUGUGGAGAGUCUGAGGGAUUUGGACUUAUUCGGUGAGCAAGCUCAGGCAAGCCCACUCAGGAAAGCCCAUGAGGACAGCCGUGAGUCUCUGAGCUCCCUCCCACACCGGGACACAAUGGGAACUUUCUUACCUGACAGCAGUGUCUACGAGCUCCUCACCGUCAUCGGGCACGGUCUGGAAGACCUGAUGACCGUGAACUUGGCCCGAUACAAACCCACCGGAGAACGUGUCACCAUCCGAAGAAUUGAUAUGGAGUCCUGCACCAAUGACAUGGUCAAAUACCUGCAGGAAGAAAUCCAUGUCUCAAAGUUGUUCCACCAUCCAAGCAUCCUCCCAUACAAGAGCAUCUUCAUCUCGGAGAACGAGUUAUGGGUGAUCACACCAUUCAUGGCCUACGGCUCAGCACGAGAUUUGAUCAGCACUCACUUCACACACGGUUUAAAUGAGCUGACCAUCGCGUACAUUCUGCUUGGAGUUCUGCGGGCGCUGGAGUACAUUCAUCACAACGGCUAUGUGCACCGGAGUGUGAAGGCGAGCCAUAUCCUGAUCUCAGCGGAUGGACAGGUGUACCUGUCGGGUCUGAGGAGCAUCUUCAGUCUGAUCCGACACGGGCAGAGAGCACGCGUGGUGCACGACUUCCCCCAGUACAGUGUUAAAGUGCUGCCCUGGCUCAGCCCUGAGGUGCUACAGCAGGAUCUUCAAGGAUACGAUUUCCGCUCCGACAUCUACAGUUUGGGAAUUACGGCUUGUGAGCUGGCCAAUGGCCAUGUGCCCUUUAAAGACAUGCCUGCUACACAGAUGCUGUUGGAGAAGCUAAACGGUACAAUCCCGUGUCUGUUGGACAGCUCCACCAUCCCGGCGGAGGAGCUCGGUAUGAAGUCUUCUCGCUCGGGGGCGGACUCUGGGAUCUGCGAGGGCCCCGGGGCCGGCGGGGCGCGCCCCACCAACGGAGAGCCGAACCCCUACAGCAGGACGUUCAGCCACCACUUCCACAACUUCGUCGAGGUCUGCCUACAGAGGGACCCUGAGAAGAGACCCUACGCCAGCGCUCUGAUUGGUCACUCUUUCUUCAAGCAGAUAAAGCGGCGUCCGUGCGAUGCUCUGCCCGAACUGCUGCGUCCCGUCUCGCCUCUCGGCAGCUUCGAGUGCGUGCGGCCUCAGGAUCCGCCCUCGGCGCUCGCCAGCCUGGAGUCCGGCAUCAGCCAUCUGGACGUAGACGACUGGGACUUUUGACGAGAAUCGAACGGAUGAGAUGAAGCUUGCGGAUAUUUGGAGAUGUAGUUAAAAAGAUGACUUGUGCCUGACACGUUUGGGUUGCAAUGGAGGGAUUAGUGGUGCGGACAUCUGAUGUAGGGCUGGCCGAUAAAACAGUAUGAUAUCGGUAUCACGAUUAAUUAAGAACAGUAUUAUAACCGCAUUUUUACUCAGUAACUGGACAUUAAGAUCUAAAUUUUGUGUUUCAUUUUUACUACAUCCAUCAUAAUUAGCGUCACGUUUUUGUUUUUUUCAUGUAUAUUCGCGUCACGCCCGAUUUUUCUAGCCUUUUCGCCAAACACCUGAGCAAAACCAAAUAUUGAGACGUCAUAUCAAGUCUUCAGGUAUCGUGAUAUGAUAUUUUUUGUCUCAUAGCGCCCACCCCUACUAGGAUGUGACGGUUCGUUAAUGAGGGUUUAAGAGUUCCGGAUCUCCUGUUUUUUUUUUUGUUGUUUUUUUUUUCUUCCCCGAAGUGAAACGUAUAUAUUUGUGUAUAUAACAGAAACGGGUUGAAGGAGGACUGUUUUACUUUUUUAUCUCUCACAGAGAGGUGCAAAGCCAGCAGCCGCCGCAGCCUUGUCCGAACGAAGACGCACGAGUCUGAAAACACACACACACGCACACACACUUACACAAAGGCAGGUGCUUAGUUUUGUGCACUCUUACGUUACUGAGCAUUGUUACAUGUUUUUGUAGCAUAAUAAUCCGAGCAUAAAUGAGACGCUGUGAAUGUGUAAUAGCUUAGUGCUGCUUGCUUGAGGGCUGAGACUGGUUUACGUGGAUGAAAUGAAGCUGCGUGGCCUAGCGUGCCAUCACGUUUAUCUCAGAAUGUGAAUUUUACAGUGAUAUUUUUGAGAGUUAUUGGAGAUUCCUAAGUUUGUACUCAAACUACCAGCAGAACAUUUAGAACAUACGUGGCGGGGGGGGGUGAUGCAGAAACGUCAGCAGUUCUAAACCGAUCCUAAAAGGUCAACGCAGGGGUUCGUGACACGUCGCUCCUCACGCGCAUGAGUCGUUUUCAGUUUCCCACGACCGUCAGCUACGGCGUCACGAAUCUUAUUCAUGUUUCAGUUCAGUCAGCGCAAAGCUGUGACGUUGGAAACUUUCAGCUGUGUGUAUGUGGAGUUCUUCCAGAUGUUAUAUAAUGAGAUGAAAACAAUAAAGACUAAAAAAAACAAAAAAAAACAAACCUGA
This is a messenger RNA of Ictalurus punctatus (channel catfish), 2693 nucleotides long. RefSeq names its product STE20 related adaptor alpha (gene strada). NCBI's taxonomy places the organism in Eukaryota, Metazoa, Chordata, Actinopteri, Siluriformes, Ictaluridae. The transcript has 13 exons. The record is from RefSeq and is a predicted model, not a curated record. The coding region runs from base 210 to 1478 and encodes 422 amino acids. Gene Ontology annotation, molecular function: protein serine/threonine kinase activator activity; ATP binding; protein kinase activity. Gene Ontology annotation, biological process: protein phosphorylation.